Messenger RNA from Limulus polyphemus (Atlantic horseshoe crab), 632 nucleotides. RefSeq names its product CCR4-NOT transcription complex subunit 7-like. The coding region runs from base 251 to 619 and encodes 122 amino acids. The transcript is spliced from 3 exons. NCBI's taxonomy places the organism in Eukaryota, Metazoa, Arthropoda, Merostomata, Xiphosura, Limulidae. Gene Ontology annotation, molecular function: nucleic acid binding; poly(A)-specific ribonuclease activity. Gene Ontology annotation, cellular component: P-body; CCR4-NOT complex; CCR4-NOT core complex. The record is from RefSeq and is a predicted model, not a curated record.
AACAGAGGGCUUCAUAUUUGGUCAAAUUUUUCCAUUUUAGGCCUAACUGUGACUGAGUGAUAAGAGAAGACGUAGUGUAAUUGUAAGAUUGAGUUAGGUGGAAAGUUCCAUAUCUAUAGAACAUAAGCUGUUUUUAUAUGAAGAAAGAAAAGCCAAGAGAAAAGGUCCAAUUUGUAAUGAGCCUCGAUUGUGAAAUUUGAUCAUGAUAUUUUUGCUGUGAGAGCGUUAUAAAGAAUUGCACCUCGGAACAAUGCCCGUUCCGUCAGGACCAGCAGCUGCUCCUGACCAUGUAAACCAAGAAAGUCCUGACCCACAUUUGUCCAAUGCAGCUUGUGGUAUUCGUGAUGUGUGGGCUUGCAACUUGGAAGAUGAAUUCAAGGUUAUUCGACAGGUCAUUCAAAAGUACAACUAUGUUGCCAUGGACACAGAGUUUCCUGGGGUGGUGGCACGUCCUAUUGGAGAGUUCCGCAGCACCACAGAUUACCAGUAUCAACUUCUGAAGUGUAAUGUAGACUUGUUGAAGAUAAUCCAGCUAGGCCUUACUCUCUUGAAUGAACGUGGAGAAAUGCCACCAGGGUUUUCAACAUGGCAAUUUAAUUUCAAGUUUAAUUUGACGUAAGAAACAAUAUGAU